Messenger RNA from Anolis sagrei ordinatus, 6241 nucleotides. Lineage: Eukaryota; Metazoa; Chordata; Lepidosauria; Squamata; Anolidae. The record is from RefSeq and is a predicted model, not a curated record.
UGGAGGAGGCCGCGCCCCCGGCAAAGAGAACCAUGGCUGCCUUCUGAUCAGCGGGGAGGGAAGGACGGCGCUCGGCUCGGACCCCAUGGCUGCCGCAAACAAGGGCACGAAGCCCAAGGUCUCGGGGGUGCGCUUUGCCCCGACGCAGGUGGUGGAGGGCUCCUCCAGCCAUGUCCACUUUGACGAGAAGCUGCACGACUCGGUGGUCAUGGUCAGCCAGGAGAAGGACGGAACCUUCCUCGUCAAGGUGGGCUUCCUGAAGAUCCUGCACAAGUACGAGAUCACCUUUGUGCUGCCCUUUGUGCCGCUGCUGGGCCGGGACGUCUGCGCCGCCCCCCUCGCCAGCCUCCACCUCCGGGUCCUCAGCAUCGCCCCCCACCCCGAAGGCUACAGCAUCAAGUGCGAAUACACGGCGCACACGGAGGGGGUCCUGAAGGAGGAGAUGGUGCUCCAGAGCGAGUCCAACGAGCGGGCCGUGGUCAAGGUGGUGGUCCAGGCGCGGGUCAUGGACCGCCACCACGGGACCCCGAUGCUGCUGGAGGGGGUGAGGUGCGUGGGGGCGGAGCUGGAGUACGACUCGGAGCAGAGCGAGUGGCACGGGUUCGACUAAGCUCGGGCGGCAGCGGCCUCUCCCGCCAUAUAUCCAUAUAUACAUACAUGUAUCUGAGUUAUGUAUACGUAUGGGAUCCCAGAUCUCCUCUAUGUUCCGGUUGAGCUUGAAAACACGCGUGGAGAGGGGCCCUCCGCCACCGCCGCCGUGCGCCGCCUCCGCCUCCGCGUGCCGCCCUUGAGCUGCGCUUGUCUUUUGUGGGACUCGGGAUGGGAAGUCAUGCGCUUUGUUCCGGGCCCAGAACCCAUGGCACUCGGAGCCACAGACUCUGGCCUCAGGCGCUGGUUUCGAAGGAAAGCCAUGAUGUCGCUCCCGCUCCUUGUUGUUUCCGAAACCUUCUUUUCCGCCUCCGUGAGCGCGCAACGGAUUUCUGCGCAUGGCAUGGCUUUGGGGAGCGCAUUGUGGGGUGGGUGGGGGUGGGAGGGACACAUUGUUGGGUUUUCGUACUUGCCGUUUUGUCGUUUCAAAAGGGGAAGGAAAGGAAACGUGCCGCGUCUUCUUCUUGGGCGCAUCUUCCACCUUUGCGAUCGUUUGGCGCAUAAGUCACUGCGCAAAGCGGGGCAAAUGAUCCCAAUCGCCAACCAGUAAAAGUUGCCAGUUUGUCCCUUGGUUCCUGUGCAUUGCGUUGAAUCUAAACACACUCACAAGAGAGAAAGGGCUGAUCGGAGGCGCAUCAAUCCCAAUUCUCCAGCCUCGGCCCAGUUGCAUUCUCUUCUGCAUUUUUCAUGCACACCUCCCUCCUUCAACUGGGCAUCUUCUUCCCAUUGUGCCGAGACUACAAUGCCCAUCGUCCCAGGUGGAGUGAUGGGCUUUGUAGUCCCAACGUAUUAUGGCAUAGCUGUGGAUGAUGGGAAUGCGAAUAUUUGGCUUGUGCUGAAGCUGGGAAGACGUCCCUUUUGUUUUAAACAUUACCGAUAUUGAUCAGAAGCGGAUAAGUAUGUAUUGAUCCCCAAUAUUUCCAAGUCCAGCGUUGGCACAACUUGAGUUUUCUUUUCUGUGUUUUCCUUUUCAGUCUGCCGGGCUCAACUGAGCAUCAUUGUGAUAUGUUGGGACUACAAUGCCCAUUGUUCCAGCCAGGGAGCAAUGGGCAUAGUAGUCCUGAUCAUGUUCCAGCCUUGGAAUAGUUUAUUUCUCUUCUGCAUUUUUCAUGCACAUCUGCCUCCUUCAACUGGGCAUCUUCCCAUUGUGCAGAGACUACAAUGCCCAUCAUCCCAGCCAGGGAGCAACAGGCGUUGUAGUCCCAACAUAUCGUGACAUUGCACUGGAUGAUAGAAUAGCUGCCUAAAUCUUCCUGGUUCAACUGAGCAUCUUUUCAAUAUGUUGGGACUACAAUGUCCAUCAUCCCAGCCAGGGAACGAUGGGCAUUGUAGUGAUAACCUAUUGUGACAUUGCCUUGGAUGAUGGAAUAGCUGCCUAAAUCUUCUUGGUUCAACUGAGCAUCUUUGAUAUGCUGGGGCUACAAUACCCAUCGUCCCAGCCAGGGAGCAAUGGGCAUUGUAGUCCUGACCUAUCAAGACAUUGCAUUGGAUGCUAGAAUGCCUGCCUAAAUCUUCCUGGUUCAACUGAGCAUCUUUUCAAUACGUUGGGACUACAAUGCCCAUUGUCCCAGCCAGGGAGCAAUGGGCAUUGUAGUCCCGACCUAUUAUGACAUUGCAUUGGAUGAUAGAAUAGCUGCUUAAAUUUGCCUGGUUCAACUGAGCAUCUUUUCAGUAUGUUGGGACUACAAUGCCCAUCAUCCCAGCCAGGGAGCGAUGGGCAUUGUAGUCCUAACCUAUUAUGACAUUGCAUUGGAUGAUAGAGUAGCUGCCUAAAUCUUCCUGGUUCAACCAAGCAUCUUUUCAAUAUGUUGGGACUACAAUGCCCAUCAUCCCAGCCAGGGAACAAUGGUCAUUGUAGUCCUAACCUAUCAUGAUAUUGCAUUGGAUGAUAGAAUAGCUGCUUAAAUCUUCCUGGUUCAACUGAGCAUCUUUGAUAUGCUGGGGCAUCUUUUCAAUAUGUUGCGACUACAAUGCCCAUCACCCCUGCCAGGGAGCAAUGGGCAUUGUAGUCCCGACCUAUUGUGACAUUGCAUUGGAUGCUAGAAUCGCUGCCUAAAUUUGCCUAGUUCCCAUCUUAUCAAUAUGUUGUGACUACAGUGCCCAUCAUCCCAGCCAGGGAGCAAUGGGCAUUGUAGUCCCGACCUAUUAUGACAUUGCAUUGGAUGAUAGUCUCUUCCCUGCUUUUCCAAACUUCCCACCAGGAUCGGACUCUGCUUGCUUGCAAUACAAAGUCUUUUUGGAACCUUGUUUUUGCAGGAAACCGGUCCUAAUUUGGCCCCAAAGAGGCCCCCGAUUCCCAAAUUGAGGCCGAAUCCCCCCAAAUCCCCCCCAUUUCCCUUCCUUCAUUUCACGGAAGGGCUUCUUUGCAAAAGACCUUUUGCUGCCUUGAAUCGGAGACCGAAACCUGGGCUUUGUUGUCCUCCCUUCUCCGUUGCAAGCCAUAUCAUUACAGUGUCUUGGGAAAACGUUUCGGGUUUUGAUGUCGUUGCUCUCAUUUAUAUAUGUAUAAAAAAAUCGUUUGCUGCUGCUGAAGUUUUAAUUAUUUUUAAUUAAAAACAAUAUCCAUUGCACCCCCAAAAUGGCAAGAUUUUGGAGCCUAUUAUCGAAUUUGCAAAUUGAAAUUGCAACUUGGUUCAUGGGAAUGCAAAAGGAAAUGGAUUCAGAGCAGGCCUGGGCCAACUUGGGCCCUCCCUCCGGGUGUUUUGGACUUCAACUCCCACAAUUCCUAACAGCCUACCGGCUGUUAGGAAUUGUGGGAGUUGAAGUCCAAAACACCCGGAGGGAGGGCCCAAGUUGGCCCAGGCCUGCUCUGAAGCUUUUGGGCUUCAAAAAUGGCUCCGAAAGAUCUUUGUUUACAUUGCGUUUGUUCAAUACAUUGAGUUUGCUAAAUGCAUCUAAGGGUGCAUCCGCACUGCAGAAUUAAUCCACUUUGAUCCCACUUUUCCUUGCAAAAUCCAGGGAGAUCUAUCUGCUUUGGGUGAGAGCCUUUUUCGUCUAAGGGUGCAUCCGCACUGCAGAAUUAAUGCACUUUUAUCCCACUUUUCCUUGCAAAAUCCAGGGAGAUCUAUCUGCUUUGGGUGAGAGCCUUUUCGUCUAAGGGUGCAUCCGCACUGCAGAAUUAAUGCACUUUGAUCCCACUUUACCUUGCAAAAUCCAGGGAGAUCUAUCUGCUUUGGGUGAGAGCCUUUUUCAUCUAAGGGUGCAUCCGCACUGCAGAAUUAAUGCACUUUGAUCCCACUUUACCUUGCAAAAUCCAGGAAGAUCUAUCUGCUUUGGUUGAGAGCCUUUUUCAUCUAAGGGUGCAUCCGCACUGCAGAAUUAAUGCACUUUGAUACCACUUUACCUAGCAAAAUCUAGGGAGAUCUAUCUGCUUUGGGUGAGAGCCUUUUCAUCUAAGGGUGCAUCCGCACUGCAGAAUUAAUGCACUUUGAUACCACUUUACCUUGCAAAAUCCAGGGAGAUCUAUCUGCUUUGGUGAGGUGGCAUUGAAGGCAAAAGUACCCUUCAAACUACAGCUCCCAGGAUCCCAUAACUUUGGGUCAUUAAAGUGGUAUUGAACCGCAUUAAUUCUGCAGUGUAGACAGGCUCAAAACUGUGAAAUCUAGGGAGAUGUAUCUACUUUGCUGAGGUGGCAUUGAAGGCGAAAGGACCCUUCAAACUACAGUUCCCAGGGUCCCAUAACUUUGGGUUAUUAAAGUGGUAUCGAACUGCAUUAAUUCUGCAGUGUAGACGGGCUCAAAACUGUGAAAUCCAGGGAGAUGUAUCUACUUUGCUGAGGUGGCAUUGAAGGCGAAAGGACCCUUCAAACUACAGCUCCCAGGAUCCCAUAACUUUGGGUCAUUAAAGUGGUAUCGAACUGCAUUAAUUCCGCAGUGUAGACGGGCUCAAAACUGCAAAAUCCAGGGAGAUGUACCUACUUUGGUGAGAUGGCAUUGAAGGUAAAAGGACCCUUCAAACUACAGCUCCCAGGAUCCCAUACCUUUGUUAGGACUACAGUGCCCAUCGUCAUUAAAGUGGUAUUGAACCACAUUAAUUCCGCAGUGUAGACAGGCUCAAAACUGUGAAAUCCAGAGAGAUCUAUAUACUUUGCUUAGAUGACAUUGAAGGCGAAAAGCGUCUUCAAACUACAGCUCCCAGGGUCCCAUAACUUUGGGUCAUUAAAGUGGUAUUGAACUGCAUUAAUUCCGCAGUGUAGACGCAAGCCCACUGGCCACUUUGGCUUCCAAAAACCUUGCAUCUAGAGCAGAUGUUGCAUUAUAACAUUGCAUAAACGUUGGGGGCUGUAUCGCUGUUGCACAAGUGAUAUCGAACUGCAUUAAUUCCGCAGUGUAGACAGGCUCAAAAUUCUGAAAUCCAGGGAGAUAUAUCUGCUUUGCUGAGGUGCCAUUGAAGGCGAAAAGCGUCUUCAAACUACAGCUCCCAGGGUCCCAUAACUUUGGGUCAUUAAAGUGGUAUCAAACCGCAUUAAUUCUGCAGCGUAGACGCAAGCCCACUGGCCGCUUUGGGUUCCAAAAACCUUGGAUCGAGUGGAAACAUUGCAUCUAGAACAGAUGUUGCAUUAUAGCGUUGCAUAAACGUUGGGGGCUAUAUCGCUGUUGCACAAGUGGUAUCGAACUGCAUUAAUUCCACAGUGUAGACAGGCUCAGAAUUCUGAAAUCCAGGGAGAUAUAUCUGCUUUGCUGAGGUGCCAUUGGAGACGAAAGGCGUCUUCAAACUGCAGCUCCCAGGGUCCCAUAGCUUUGGGUCAUUAAAGUGGUAUCAAACCGCAUUAAUUCUGCAGUGUAGACGCAAGCCCACUGGCCACUUUGGCUUCCAAAAACCUUGGAUCGAGUGGAUAUGUUGCAUCUAGAGCAGAUGUUGCAUUAUAAGGUUGCAUAAACGUUGGGGGCUAUAUCGCUGUUGCACAAGUGGUAUCGAACUGCAUUAAUUCUGCAGUGUAGACGCAAGCCCACUGGCCGCUUUGGCUUCCGAAAACCUUGGAUCGAGAGCAUACGAUGCAUCUAGAGCAGAUGUUGUAUUGACACCGAUCCAAACAUCUAUCCAUGUUGCAGAAUUGCAGCCCUUUCACACAUUGGAGCAGGAUGCUGGGAUCUGUAGUUGGAUGCCUCUUGUGCUAGAAGUCCCAACAUUCCAUGGAUGGAUCCUGACUCCAUCUGGCCCUUCAAAUCAGUAGGAUCUCUUCCCAUUUUGCAGUCCUUUUAAAGAGGAGGAGUCAGUGGCCAUUCCAGAAGUUGCCGGACUGCAACUCCCAGCGUCCUCUAGCCCUUGACUGCUGGGAGUUGUAGUCCCACACCUUCUGUAAACAAAAGGGAAUCAUUCCAGAACCUGUUUUCUCCAAUGCAUUUUCCUUUAUUUUCUUUCUUUCUCUCCUUUUAAACAGACAGACCGAGAAUGUGUUGACUUCCUUGUUGUUGCAAGAAGAACGACUGUUUUCUAUGUGCCUAUAAUAUACACACAAACACACACACACAAAGACAUGCAAACAUAUAUAUCUAUCUGUGUAGAUAUCUUAAAAGAGAUGUUAAGUGUUUUGGGGUUUCUUUUUUUAAGCAAAAAGUUCUCAAGGAAAAUAAUAAACUUAGAGGAAAAAAUA